AUGCGUUCCCUCGUGAUCCUAUCCCUGGCCUUCACAGUUGCCUUGGCAGCUGAUGAGUUCGUGAGCACAACAGUGCAACCCAUCAGCCGCGCCACAGCAUCUGCUUCAGUCACAACAUUCAACCCCUACGCGUUCUACACUAACCGCUACAACCCAGUACAACCAGUCGUAUACAACAACCCUGGUCGUUACGAAGCCGGCCGCUACGACCCUGGCCGUUACGACGCUGGCCGUUACAAUGGUGGCAAAUACGACAACUCGGGCCGCUAUGUCCCAGACAACUCUGGUGCCUACAACGGUGACCGUGGAGACCGUGGCAGUGCUGGAGGUUUCUACAGCGGCUCUUCCGAUAAGGGAGGUGCUGGCGGUGCCUACGUUGGAAACAAGGACGUCAUUGUCCCAUACAAACCUGAAAACAUACCCGUUUCCAGCGUGACCAUCAACGGAAUCGUCGAGCCUGCUCCCACCGCCCCAGCUGUCCCCGUGACCACCAGUGUACCAGUCUCUGAGGUGUCUACCGUCGUCCCCGUAACGACCGCUGUCCCCGUCACCACCGGUGCCCCCGUCACCACCGCUGCCCCCGUAACCACCGCUGCCCCCAUCUUCAUCUCCUCUACCCCCGUCUACGUUAGCUCUUCAUACAAACCCAUCUACAAGCCUAUCGUUCCCGUAGCACCAGUCGCUCAAGCCUUCUCUAAAGUUGUUGUUCCCAACACAUACGACUACAACUACGGUAUCAUUCGUCAAGAGAGUGAGGUCUUGCCCGACGGCUACCACUACUUGUACGAGACUGAGAACAAAAUCCUUGCCGAGGAGGUUGGUCGUGUAGAGAAAAUCAACGACUUCGAAGGUAUCAGGGCUAAGGGAUUCUUCCAAUACGUUGGCCCCGACGGUGUCACUUACAGGGUAGACUACACCGCCGAUGAGAACGGUUUCGUGCCAGUUGGCGCCCAUUUGCCCCAGUGA
Molecule: messenger RNA, 966 nt
Organism: Zerene cesonia (dogface butterfly)
Lineage: Eukaryota; Metazoa; Arthropoda; Insecta; Lepidoptera; Pieridae
Product: larval cuticle protein LCP-30-like
Exons: 6
Coding region: 1-966 (321 amino acids)
Cellular component (GO): chitin-based extracellular matrix
Molecular function (GO): structural constituent of chitin-based larval cuticle
Source: RefSeq, a predicted model, not a curated record